AUGAAGCUCGACCAGGGUCCCUUCGGCGCGCUGCGCGCCAAGAGCCGCUCGCUACGCCACAAGAACGAUCGCACUCGAAUUCAAGCAUCUUCUACGAUUGCCUGCGACGGCACCUUGACAUCGCCCACUCUAGCUCAACACUGCCACUCCCACGAGGAUCUGACAGCCACUGACGGCUCUUCUCGCACCAUGUGUGCUGACAAGGUCGCCCAUCACCACCACCAUGCUUUGGGUCAUCACGACGACUUCUCGAACAACAGCCCCGUCCUUCUUCGCGGCGACAAGGAGCUGCACGACCCCAAUUUCGUACGUCACAACUGGGAGAUGAUGACCGGCGAAUCGACGUAUCCGGACAAUCAGCUUCACAUUGGACGCGCUGCAUCACCACACCUCACGAGCCGACGAAGCACGCUCUCGUCUCGAACCGGCAGCUCGCGCCCAUCGUCUCGCUCCGGCAGCGAGGCAGGCGGCCACCAUACUCCGAGCUUCGGUCUGGGUGUCAAUGCAUUCUCGGGUCUCGCGAGCUACUCGAAAGGUGGCUCCGUGGGACGUGCCGGCGGUGCACGCUCAUCUUCGUCCAUGCGCGGUCUUCAGGUGGAAGGCUCGAUUCUGCGUGAUGAGGAGGCUAUCCUCGACAGCGAUGAUGACAGCAGCGACGAUGAGGAUGAGGACGGUUACAGGGAGGUCAGGUAUGCUUCCUACCACAUCCCCACGUCGCGCCCCGCGUCGCGACGUACAAGCCCCGCCCCGCGAUCGCCGCUGUUCAGCGGUCCACCUUCGCCUGCGCUCGCGCACACAUUUGAGCAACAGCAGGCAACUGCAUACCACCGCCGUCGACACUGGACCGUAGCAGAGGGCAGCCAGGCUUCCAAUGGAGCUGGCGUCCACGCUUUGCCCGCCCACAUGCCACGAGGAGGCCCUCCUGCGGCCAUUGUCAACGAACGAAGCUGCUCCCAACCUGCGUAG
Sporisorium graminicola is the source of this 966-nucleotide messenger RNA. RefSeq lists its product as uncharacterized. The coding region runs from base 1 to 966 and encodes 321 amino acids. The record is from RefSeq and is a predicted model, not a curated record. The transcript has a single exon. NCBI's taxonomy places the organism in Eukaryota, Fungi, Basidiomycota, Ustilaginomycetes, Ustilaginales, Ustilaginaceae.